Molecule: messenger RNA, 1975 nt
Organism: Microplitis mediator
Lineage: Eukaryota; Metazoa; Arthropoda; Insecta; Hymenoptera; Braconidae
Product: trypsin-3-like
Exons: 2
Coding region: 161-982 (273 amino acids)
Biological process (GO): proteolysis
Molecular function (GO): serine-type endopeptidase activity
Source: RefSeq, a predicted model, not a curated record
UUAGCAGUUUAUUUUUGUUUUCACUGCCGGAUAUCAAUGAAUAUUUUAUUUAAAGGAAGUCAGAUAGUCUGCAACAGAUACUUAAUGUGACUACAUAUAAAAAGAAAAUUUUUCAGUGAAAAUACAUAAUCAUAAACUUUUUAAUAGAAGCAACAUAGAGAUGUUAAAGUCAGUGAUUGUGUUUGUUUUCUUCGCAAUUUUAAGUGUUGUAAUUCCAGCAUCUUCAACUUCUAUACAAUACACUUUCGAUACCCAACCACUAUCUCUCCUGAACGAUGAUAAUAAUAAUUACAUAGCGCCUUAUAUGGUCAGUAUAAAAUUAAAUGGCGUCCAUAUUUGCAGCGGAGUAAUAAUUACAAGCUGGGAUAUUCUAACAUCAGCCCAAUGUGUUUAUUCAUUUAAAUCAUUACCAAAUAAAUUAUUUUCAAUUCAAGCUGGUAGUAAAAAUCGUUAUAAAGAUGGCUCGACAUAUUACGCUCAGUCAAUAGACUUACACGAUUCAUUUAAACUUAAUGACUGUACACUACCGGACGGUAAUAUUGCGAGAAUUCGUCUUUCACAUCCAAUUACUUUUAAUGACUACUGUAAUCGGACUUGUAUAGGGUUAAAAAAUAUUGAAAAAUCAGCUGUGAUUAAUGAGGAGGCCAUUGUUGGCGAGUGGAUCGACAAAAAAAUUGAGACUUUGAAUAAUUUGAAGUUAAGUAACUGGAGUAUUAUUUCAGAUGAAGAGUGUAAUAGUUAUUAUUCAUUUAUGGGUAAUGUUACAAGUAAUGCACGACUUUGUGGGGUUAAUAAUUACAAAGAUGGCGACGUUAGUAUCUGUCCUGGUGAUUUAGGAAAUCCUUUGAUGAUAAAUGGCGAACUUGUUGGUAUUAAAUCUUGGAGAAUGGGUUGUAAUUUUCCCGAAGCGCCGGUUAUUUUUCAAAAUAUUAGAUUUUAUUAUGAUUGGAUUAAAGCUAAAAGUCAUGGAGCUCUUUGCUAGUAUCACAUAAUUACAAUAAUAGACAUUUAUUUAAAAAUUUUUGUUCGAAAAAUGAAAAUUUUUGGAGUCGAAGCCUUUCAUAAUAUGGCCGCCAUUACAAAUUUUUUUGCAGCAUGCAAAUGUAAGGGAGGUAAAAUUGGCCCAGAAAAUUUGUUAAUACUUAGGGGCGUUGUUGAUCUCGCAAAAUUUUUGUGUAAAUUUGAAAUUUAAAGAAAAUUGUAAUCAAAUUUUUCUGGACAGCCAUUUUUAAAUUUUUCUUUUCGAGAGUUCAUCUAAUUGGUUCUGUUUUUGUUUUUGAAAUUAAUUUGAAAUUUAUUUUUAUACAACUCGACAUGCGAACAGAAAAUCAAUUGGCGCCAUCUGUUGGCGAAAAUAAGAAGUAACUAAAAAGUGGAAAAAUUAAUUUUAAGAAAGAAAAAAUAUUGACGGGGUAUUUAAUAUAAUUAUUUUUAUUUUCAAAAUGAUAUAUUUUAACAAAAAAAUUAUUAUUAUUCUAAUUAUUAAAUUUUUUAAAUUGCCCGGCUGUCAUUACAAAUUUUUUUUCCCGCAUGCAAAUGUAAGGGGGGUAAAAUUGGCCUACAAAUUUUGUAAAUACCCAGGGGCGAUAUGGACCUCGCAAAAUUUUUUUUUGAAAAUUCGGAAUUUAAAAAAAAUUGUAAUUACAUUUUUUUUGACAGCCAUUUUAGAAUUUUUUUUUUCGGGAGUUCAUAUUAUCGGUUCUAUUAUUAUUUUUUAAAUUAAUUUGAAAAUUAUUUCAAAACGACUCUACAUGCGAACAGAAAAUGAAUUGGCGCCACCUGUUGGUAAAAUUAAGAAAUAAUUCGAGAAAUUAAAAAAUUUGUUUGAAGAAAAAAAAAUUUUGAAGGCGUAUUUAUUAUAAUCAUUUUUAUUUUCAAAAUUAUAUAUAUUAACAAAAAAAUUAUUAUUAUUAUUAUUAUUAUUAAUUAUUAUUUAUUAUUAAUAUUAUUAAUAAACACCACACUAAUAAAAAAA